CGCGCGCACCUCCGCCAUUCUGCUUUCAGUACCGACCGGAGCCUUCAGUCGAAUACUAAAAUCGACAGAAAUGUACCAAACCCGUGUUAACAGUGGCUUCUCUAAACGGAAUUGAUCGGUAGAAACAGGACCGUUGCGGUACAGGAUCGGAAACUAAGGGAUGUCGCCGCUCAUUAAACUGCUGCGGCGAUGGCGCCGGCAAGCCGCGGGAGAGCCGACUGCCGAGGAGGAAGCAGGCGAAGAGGCGGGCGGAUCAACAGCAUCGCCCGGCACCGAAGCGCCUACCGUCCCGGCCACCACAGAGACGAUAGGCGAGAAGACAGCGGAGAUCGCUCACAAGCUCAACCUGGAGACGUGGCAACUGGUUGCCAUUCUCGUGGGAGUCGCGGUGGUGGUCCUCGGCAUAUGCUUCUGCUGCAUCAGACGAUGUUUCCGCAAGAGGCGGUCCAAAGACGGCAAGAAGGGCAUGAAGGGCGUCGUCGACCUCAAAUCCGUCCAGCUCAUCGGCUCAGCUUACAAGGAGAAGGUUCAGCCGGACAUGGAGGAGCUCACCGAGAACGCCGAGGAGCCGGACGACGGCGACUCCAAGAAGGAAGAACAGAAACUAGGGAAGCUACUCUAUAAGCUCGAAUACGAUUUCAACAGUAACAGUCUCUCUGUAACUGUGAUCAAAGCAGAAGAUCUUCCAGCUUUGGACAUGGGAGGAACUUCUGAUCCCUACGUAAAGGUGUACCUACUCCCCGACAAGAAGAAGAAAUUCGAGACCAAGGUCCAUCGGAAAACUCUCAGCCCCGUCUUCAACGAAACGUUCGUCUUUAAGAGCGUUCCAUACGCCGACGCGAUGAACAAAACGCUAGUGUUCGCGAUCUUCGACUUCGAUCGGUUCUCCAAACACGACCAGAUCGGCGAGGUGAAGGUACCGCUGUGUCAGGUGGACUUGGCACAGACCAUUGAGGAGUGGCGCGAGCUGCAGAGCGUGGAAGGCGAAGGGGGGCAGGACAACAAGUUGGGAGACAUAUGUUUCUCCCUGAGAUACGUGCCCACGGCCGGCAAGCUCACAGUCGUCAUCCUCGAAGCCAAGAACCUAAAGAAAAUGGAUGUCGGCGGCCUAUCAGAUCCGUACGUAAAGAUAGCACUCAUGCAAAACGGCAAACGACUCAAGAAGAAGAAGACUAGCAUCAAGAAAUGCACACUGAAUCCCUAUUACAACGAGUCAUUUACUUUUGAAGUACCAUUCGAACAAAUACAGAAAGUGAAUCUAGUGGUAACGGUGGUGGAUUACGAUCGCAUCGGCACGUCGGAGCCGAUCGGCAAGGUGGUGCUGGGGUACAACGUGCAGGGCACGGAGCUGCGCCACUGGUCAGACAUGCUGGCCAGCCCGCGGCGCCCCAUCGCGCAGUGGCACACGCUCAAAGAUCCCGACGAUGGAGAGAAGAAGGACUAAGGUGUCUCAGGAUUUCAUCGGUUUCCAUAAUGGUGAUGAAGAUCUACGACAACUUCGGAGAGAAGACGUACCAUCAUACAAGAUCGAAGAGUAUUUUAGUUCGUACUAUAAAUUUAAAUAUUUUGCUAGUUACAAAACUAUCCAGGAUAAUUUGAAUGAGAAAAUAUCUAUAUUAUAUUGGGUACGGUAAUAUUUUUCGCUAUUGCGUCGGCGGCUAUAAAAUUGGCUGUUUAAUGUCGUUCCUUUGUUUACAAAUAUGGCUUAAUUAAGUAGGUGUUUACCUAUUGGCUAAGUACUUUCAACAACUUACCCACAUGUCUUUCAAAAGUUACCGGUAAACUUGCAAAGUCCUUGAAUUCCAUCGUAUUCUAAAACAAAAUCUAAAUAGACAGAGCAGAGGAAUGAUGGCCGUACCGGAUGAAUGGGGGUUGAGAUAAGUCAUGACUAUUGCAAUAGAUGUCAAAGUUUUGACUCCCCAGAAAAUUAAAACUUAAUAUGAAAUUGAUAUACCUAAGUAUCCAAAUUCACUUGAAAAUUAAUUCCGAUUGGUUUAACGUUUACAUUUUUUUACUUAAUUAAAAUCUAAAAUGUGAAGCCGCUAAGACCUAGUCAAAAAUGGACAUUCAUGUCCACGUAAAUAAUACUCGUAUAAGUAAAUUGUUGUGAAACCGGCGGGGAUAGAGUGCGGAGUAGGGAUCAUAGUCCGGUAGACCCCCUUGCUUCCACGAUAGCGUACGAAGUUUGCAAAACAGAUGAAAGCCCUUCUACUGCGUUACGAUGCGUCCAGAUCUAUGCGUAAUAUUCGUAACAGGAUCGUUAACUGCUGCUGCGGCGAUGGCACACGAGCGACGCAUUCUCCAGUUUUGGACGGUUCUAUACCAACUUAAAAAGCGGUAUGGAUAUAAUAAUAUAAAAACUCCAUUAAAAUCUACUACUUUUUAAAUGGUGUGGUAGGUUUGUGAAUUAAGCCUAUUAGCACUAGCGUCUAUGUACACACUGGCAUCUCUCUCAAUCGUAAAAAAAUCUUCUUAAAGAGAUAAAUGUAAUAAACGCUAGUACUAGGCAUGGGAGUUUGGGCUUUCGUGUGACAUAGUUUUAAGUGGAAAGAUUCACUUGAAUUGCCUAUUUGUAUAUUUAUUUCAUGUAAAACGCUGGGUUGUGGGACAAAGACCUAAAUAAUUUUAUUACGUAAAUUAAAUGCUAUAAGUAUGUAGUUACUUACCAAGAAACAUUAAUCCUGAAAAGCUUACACUUACCUGUAAGAAAAUAGACAGGUAGCUCUUAACAAAUGUACAUAAUUAUAUUACCUACAUUGUUUUAGAGACGGGGUAACAUGGGGUAAGUAAUAGAGAUACAUACUAACAAAGAGAGCUUCUAAAAUUAUCUAUCCAAAUUAGAAUAAUGAACGUAAAACCUCGGUUCUUUCUUACUAUACGUACAAAAUGUAUCAGUGGAAAAGGGACAGAUGCUCCACGUCAACAAUGUCGAGUAAACAUGUGAUAGUGUAUCCCUGAGAUGAAAAGAUCAACGCUCCGCAUUUAACACUUUUCAAGGCGGAGAUUGUAUGCGAUGUGCUACGUCGUAGCCCGUAGCAAGUAAUCCCGCAUGUAGAGGAAAAUAUCGCUAGAGUUAGACCAAGAUUUUGAACACAGUUUUUUUUUAUCUGAAUAAAUCUCCUGAGAAAAACACCGUAAAAUUUGAUAACAUCAGUGGUUUCAUUAACACCUACAAUGAACGGAGGCACAGCGCGAGUGCGCGACGCACGAUAUCGGUAUCAAAUAGCUAUACUUUCUAGAAUUUAAGGUCUCUGCCCCAUCGACCUGGGGCCCGAUUUUUGAAUUCCGAUCGCUCGAUUUCGUCACUCGAGGCGGUGGAAAACGGAGAAAUGCCAAUUUUUGAAAUACGAGCGAUAGAAAUUGGGAAUCGAGUGGUAUUGACAUUGACCACUCGUUUUCAAUUCUAUUAGUAGAAUUUCAAAUUUAGAAUUUGAAAUUCUACUAAUAGAAUUGAAAAUUCUGAAUUUGAAUGCCUAGGAGUGGAGAUAUUAUUGAACGAAAUACACGAAAUCGAGCGGUCGAAAUUCAAAAAUCGGGCCCCUGGCGCUAAAAUCUUUAUGACGUACUAUGACUAUGUAAAUAAGUUACAUCGUGUUAAAUUUACAACAUUCUAUUUUACUAUCGUAAGUGUUAUAGUAUUGAUACCCUUUUAUUAUGGUAAAGUUCCUCCGUGAACGAGAAAAUCCUUAUUGCAUUUUUUUUAAUUAGCAGAGCCCAGAUACUUCUAGAACUUAAGUGCUUACACUCAAUCGCCAUGAAAAUAGGUUUCAUUGUAUGAACAUUCCUAUAAAUUAGACCUCGUUUCUUUGCCUUUGAGUGUAAAAAGGGUUCUGUAGAGUUUGCUCACUUGAGAUCUCUAUGCUAAAACUUGUACCAAUCAAACGUAUUUAUCUAAUUUAACUGACUACAAAAAAAAUAACAUAUUUCCAAAAAGAAGCUACUCUCAGAAUACAUUUUUUGUUACUAUAUUUUUUGGAUUAUUUCUCUUUCUGCGAGGAACAAUUAGGCCUAUUGAAUUUAUCUUUUAAUUUUAAGUCAUUUCAUAACAUUCCCACAGCAUUUAAAAAAAAGCCCAUCAAAAUAGUUGAAUUUAUAAUUAUGUUAGUUAAUUCAAUCUAGAUAAUUUUAUUAUGUUCGCGAAAAAUUUCGUUCAUAAUAAUUAUUAAUAAUACAUAGCAAAUGGCGACUCAAGACCGUGGAUCAUCGAAACUAGUCAAACUUACUUAUAGACCACGAUAAUAAACUUAUAAUAUAUUGUUAAAUAGUUAGAAUGUAAUUAUUGAUCCCAGGUUACAUGGUUAGACUGGUUUAUUUCUAUUUAUUUUAAUGUGUUUUUAAUCAUAAGUAACUAUUCCAUUUUAGGCUCAUUACAUCAUAUCCAACUAAACGAGAGGGAUGCAGUUAUAUGUCAGAAAGAGAAGACUAUAUUUCUAUCUUGCACUAAUGUGGCUGGAUCUCUUUAUAUCGGACAGUUGAGAGAUAUGUAUUAAAAUCUUAACGUGACGUCUGAUAAGUGAAUCAAAAAUAUAACUUAUACCUAGCUAAAGCUUGACUGUUGUUGAUCUCAAACGUAUGUGUUAUCGUGUAUAUAAUGUAAUCACAUGUUAAAUUUCACAAUCACUUUAUAUCUAUGUAUAGGAGUAAUGAGAGGGCUUCAAGUACAUUAGCUGUGCACCAACACGAAACAAGUAGGAAUAGACGAGGUUCCAAGCGAAUAAUAAAUAUAACUAUUGUUAAUAUAGAUUGUACAGCCGACCCCGACAGAUUCACCGUACACACUUUACACAAAACAAAAAACCUUUUUUAUUUCCAACAUUUUUUUACUUCGGUUACGUUUAUAUUAUAUCGGUGUAACGGUGAAUGUUUUGGGGUCAUUCCUAUUAAAAUUAUCAAGGCACGCCAGUACAACGGUCGGGCCUCAGUAGUAUGACAAUAUGGACAUUCAGCGCUAUUUAUGAAAUUUUGUAAUCGUAAUGGUAAAUUGCAAUAUGUGAAUAAUCUCUAAUAUUAAACAACACUUUGAAAUUAUAGGUGAGACAUUUGUAUUUUCAAGCUGUUUAUGUCCGUGGUCUUAUAUAAAAUGGGGACAAUUAUAUCUGUCAACAUUAUUUCAAGUAGAUGUAUUUCUCAAUACCUUUAAAUUAAAUAUUGUACAUGUUGGCAUUGGUGUGUUGAGCAGUUGUAAUAUUACUUGCUGUUUGUUACAAAAUUUAAAAUUAAAAUUUGCUGAACUAGAAUUGUAUAAAUGUAACCAAAACUUUAAAAUAUAAUUUACUGUAAACUUGAUUGAAUCUAAAUUAAAGCAGGGUUUAUCUUAUAUUCAUUAACAAGUCAUCUUGCACUGCACAUAAUACCCUAUUUGCUGAUUUCGUUUACAUGUCAUCAGUAUUGUUAUUGUAGCCCUAAAAAAGGUAUAUAUAUAUAUAUUAGUAAAAAUUGAUAAACUUGUCAUAUCACUUGCCACUUAAAUAAAAAUCAUUAUUAAUUUAUGUUGCAUUUGUUUACAGUUUUUGUAGAAAUUAUAGAAUUUUGUUAUAAAACAUAUUAUAAUUUUAACUAGAGUUUAUAUUAGUAAUGAAUUAUGUAAGCUACAAAGAAUGUCUAUAAUACAUAAUUACAUAGA
Cydia splendana is the source of this 5623-nucleotide messenger RNA. RefSeq names its product synaptotagmin 1 (gene Syti). Gene Ontology annotation, biological process: calcium ion-regulated exocytosis of neurotransmitter; regulation of dopamine secretion; synaptic vesicle endocytosis. Lineage: Eukaryota; Metazoa; Arthropoda; Insecta; Lepidoptera; Tortricidae. Gene Ontology annotation, cellular component: dense core granule; exocytic vesicle; synaptic vesicle membrane. Gene Ontology annotation, molecular function: calcium-dependent phospholipid binding; syntaxin binding; calcium ion binding. The transcript has 11 exons. Bases 161 to 1444 code for a protein of 427 amino acids. The record is from RefSeq and is a predicted model, not a curated record.